Messenger RNA from Paramecium sonneborni, 671 nucleotides. NCBI's taxonomy places the organism in Eukaryota, Ciliophora, Oligohymenophorea, Peniculida, Parameciidae. The record is from the annotation of a GenBank genome assembly.
CAAUUAUAUUAAGAAAAUGAUAUGUAUGAUGAAGCAAUAAAAAUAUUUGAUCAAGCAUUAAAUAUAAAUCCAAAUAAUUAAUUAGCAAUAUGGUGUAAAGGUAUUUCUAUUUUCAAAAAUUUUAUAGCUGCAAGCUUAAGGAUGCUUGGUGAAUAUAAUAAAGCUAUAUUCUGGGCUGAUGAAUCAUUGGCCUUAAAUCCUAAUCAUAAUCUUUCAUUAUAUUGUAAAGGUUUAAUUUAUAACGAUUAUAGCUGCAAGCUUAAGAAUGCUUAAUCAAUAUAAUGAGUCAAUUAUUUGGGCAGAUAAAGCAAUAGCAAUAGAUCCUCAAGAUUGUUUUGCUUUGUCCUGUAAAGGUAGUUUUCUAUUAAAAAUAAAAGGAUCUUCACUAAGAUUAAUUUAAAGAUAUCAUGAAGCGAAUUAAGUUAUUAACACUUCCUUAAAUAUUAAUCCAAAUCACUUUGAUUCUUUAAAGGAAAAAGGUUUCAUUAUGAUUUAAUUAUUUAUUAGGAGCUUGUUUAUAAGAUUAAAAUCAAUAUAAAUAGGCAAUUUUAUUUUAUCAAAAGGCUCUGAAAUAAAUACCUAAUGAUUAAUGGAUCACAUCUAGAUAUGGUAUUUAUAAUAUUCUUUAAAUAGAUUAAUGUUUAUAAGCACUAAAGAAUAUAGGAAAGUGA